CUUUUUUUAGAUAAUAUUAUUAGUUUUGGGUACUCUUUUCUUCUCACCAUCGAGCGCCGCACUUCAGUGAUCCAUGGAGGAUGAGAGGUUGAAUUCUCCAAGCACAUCAACUGUUGUUGUUGAAGUUCUUGGUCAUCGCUUGCAUAUAUCCCAGGAUCCGAAUUCCAAGCAUUUGGGUACCACUGUCUGGGAUGCAUCUAUGGUGUUUGUCAAAUUUCUGGAAAAGAACUCAAGAAAGGGAAGGUUUUGCCCAUCCAAGCUUAAAGGAAAGCGGGCCAUCGAACUUGGAGCUGGUUGUGGUCUAGCAGGGUUGGGAAUGGCACUACUUGGAUGUGAUGUUGUUUCAACUGAUCAAGUUGAGGUGUUACCAUUGCUUAUGAGGAAUGUUCAACGAAAUAUGUCGUGGAUCACACAAGCAAAUCCUUCAGAGUCAGUUGGUGCUGUCGAGGUUGUUGAGCUCGACUGGGGCAACAAAGAUCACAUCAGAUCUGUUUGUCCUCCGUUUGAUUACAUCAUAGCCACUGAUGUUGUGUAUGCAGAGCAUUUGCUGGAGCCCUUAGUUGAAACUAUCUUGGCACUAGCAGGUCCUAGAACAACAAUAUUGAUAGGUUAUGAAAUAAGGUCCAACACGGUCCAUGAACAGAUGACUAACAUGUGGAAGAACAACUUUGAGGUGAAAACCAUCCCAAAAGCAAAGAUGGAUCACAAGUACCGGCAUCCCAGUAUUCAGCUAUUUAUGAUGGAAUUGAAGGCACAAUCCAAAUCAGAAGACAGCACUAGUGAUUUACCGAAAAUACCAGAGACCAGUUUCGGAACUGACGAAGCUGGUGAUAAUUAUGAACUAGAAGAGAAGGAAGAAAGUAAAAGUGUGGUGACGGAAGAUGAGAAGGCUGAUGAUUGGGAGACAAGAAGAGCAGGAGCUAUGGCUGCGCGGCUUCUUCGAGAUGUCAAGAUUGCUUGAAUGCAUAUAUGUUUGUGUUAUUAUUCCAUAACAUCAAUUUUACUGAGCUGCUCUGCAUGUACUUCUAUCUCUGUACCUUUGGUUUUUAUUCAUCUUCCUCUGUAUGGGUAACAAAUUCAGUGGCGGAUUUAUAGGCGGCAAGGGUGUGCUUGAAGCACAAUUUUGCCCAUGACUAUAUAUAUAUAUAUAUAUAUAUAUAUGUUAUUGUAAUAUUA
This is a messenger RNA of Dioscorea cayenensis subsp. rotundata (Guinea yam), 1176 nucleotides long. Its product is annotated as protein N-lysine methyltransferase METTL21A. Lineage: Eukaryota; Viridiplantae; Streptophyta; Magnoliopsida; Dioscoreales; Dioscoreaceae. Bases 74 to 961 code for a protein of 295 amino acids. The record is from RefSeq and is a predicted model, not a curated record. The transcript is spliced from 9 exons.